UGGGUCUCGGUUGGCCACACAACGGAGCGCGGGAUGGGCCGGGCAGAGCCCAACCCCACUCUCACUCACUCUGGGCCGGGCCAACCAGCGGCUCGGCUACAAAAUCACCGAACCCCAACACCGCCGUCGGAGCAGCGGCGGCAGCAAGAGGAGGAGCGAGAUGGCGCAGCCCAGCAAGGAGCCGUGCAAGAAGGAGGCGUGCGACAUCCAGGCCUGCCUCUCCAAGAACCUCUUCGAUUCCAAGAAGUGUUUGAAAGUUAUUCAGUCACUACAAUCUUGUUGUGAGCAAUGCGAGUACAAAUCAACACAUUGUGGUUCUUUGUCGGGCUUGCUCAAAAACAUUUCAAAGUGAUGUAAUAAGACUAUCACUCAAUAAAGGUAAUUUUAGGUCUGCUUGGGAGUUAAUCAGGAUAUCAGUUUCUCUAAUCCAUCAUGUAUGACUGGGAGAAAUAAUAAUGCGCCAUCCUCAACCUGCAGAAAGGUCUUGUGGCUGCUAGUUGUUCGGUGCUGAGUUUGUCAAACACAUCUCUUUAAGAGGGAUACUGAUAUUGCCGUAUAACUGUAUUAUCCUUUGUAUUUCUUAUGCUCAUGUGCAGAUGUAAUUCAAGAAAAUAAGUGAACCCUGGCCUUGUUGUACACCAAUCUGCAUUUAUGAUAGGGAAGUGUUUUUGAAUUGCAUUAGUGUUCACCCUGCAUGUUCUACGGUACAAAAAAAAAAAACAAGUUUGUAUGAACACGAUGCACAGAAAUAAGGUCAACUGAUACUGUAAUAGUUAGUUAGCUCCCUCUACAAGCUAGUGUGCAAUUAGGAUGUUGGAUAUGAUUCCAGUCAGCAGUUAAUCCGCCAGAUCAUAUGAUGUCAUUAUCCUGUUGCUUA
Triticum dicoccoides is the source of this 877-nucleotide messenger RNA. Its product is annotated as cx9C motif-containing protein 4-like. The coding region runs from base 161 to 352 and encodes 63 amino acids. The record is from RefSeq and is a predicted model, not a curated record. NCBI's taxonomy places the organism in Eukaryota, Viridiplantae, Streptophyta, Magnoliopsida, Poales, Poaceae. The transcript has 5 exons.